This is a messenger RNA of Ambispora leptoticha, 558 nucleotides long. The record is from the annotation of a GenBank genome assembly. Lineage: Eukaryota; Fungi; Glomeromycota; Glomeromycetes; Archaeosporales; Ambisporaceae.
AUGCAUACUUUUUCAACUCUUGCUGUUCUUCUGUUGACAUAUAUUGUUGCUUCGACUUCAGCCUUCACAAUCGUCUAUCCGUCGUCAAAAUACUAUGUCGCGGCAAACACCACUUGUUAUAUCAGAUGGACCUACAAUGCGAGUAGUGACCCUGAUCAUUUCAGCAUUGAAUUAGAGUAUCCUAAUGAACCCCCAUAUGCUAUCGCAACAACUGUAAACUCUUCACUUGGUAUGAUCAAUUGGACUGUUCAAGAAGUUCCGCCGAGACCUGGUUAUGACAUCGUAUUCGUAAAUAUCGGAGACAUCAAUCAAAGGUACGCCACGUCAGAAAAAUUCGAAAUAAAGGGUCUCGGAAACUCAUCGAGUGUAUACCAACCACCAUCAACAGCAAGCACCGAUAACACAAACAGCAGCGCUCCAGACAGUAAAAACUCUACCAACAAAACAUCCGACGGAAGUAGUUUAUCGACUAACGCUCGGUCAUUGUUUUAUUCGUAUCAAAUGGCGUUGAUUGUUAUUGGUGUUGUUAGUUUCGUUGGUUAUUUCAAUGGCUUUUAA